AUGAGAUCUGAACAUCUGAAAAAUCUUCCACCAGUUCUUAUCGGCACUCUGGCAAGAUUCUUUACACACUACCUGUCGAAAUGCAGUGUUCCAAAACAGCAGAAGGUCAGCAAGACCGUUUUGUUGUAUAAGAAAGGAGAUCCCCAUGAAAUCAGCAGCUAUCGCUCAUGGUGCUUCCUACCCGCUAUCUACAAACUCUUCACAACAGUGGUCACCUUGAUCACCUUGACUCCCGUUGAUCUUCGAACCGGUCGAGCGGGCGCCAGUAAUUCUUCCAUUUGUCCCGAUCGCGUGUCAGAGUAG
Molecule: messenger RNA, 303 nt
Organism: Necator americanus (New World hookworm)
Lineage: Eukaryota; Metazoa; Nematoda; Chromadorea; Rhabditida; Ancylostomatidae
Exons: 1
Coding region: 1-303 (100 amino acids)
Source: RefSeq, a predicted model, not a curated record